Molecule: messenger RNA, 1518 nt
Organism: Paramecium sonneborni
Lineage: Eukaryota; Ciliophora; Oligohymenophorea; Peniculida; Parameciidae
Source: the annotation of a GenBank genome assembly
AUGUUAAAUCUAAAAAAGAGAUAUUAUCCAUUUUCGUGGUUAUUAGGAAUUCUGCUUAUUCUUUCAAUUUUUUAUGAAGAAUAUGAAAGUCUUUCUUACACAUCAUAAAUGAUUGUAUUACUCUUAAAAUCCAAAUAUGAGGGAUUUAGAUUGAAUAUUUUCUUUUAUGCUUUAAGUUUACUAUUAGAUGUGUGUAGAUUUAAGAUACUAAGUCUAAUAGCUUUAAUUCUAUAUUUAUAUUUGACACACAAGUUAAACAAUUAUUACUUGCCAGAUGGAGGAAGUCCUGUAGGUCAUUUAUAUUUAAAGGGAGGCUUACUUAAUCAGUAUAAACAUAUACCAGAAAUGGCAAUAUAUUAUCCAGCAUGUUAAGAAGAUUGUAAAAAGCGUAAAAAAGGAUUCAAAUGGUUAAAAGUAAAGGAUUAUGCAAAAAAAAUGGAUGAUACUGCAAAAAAGGAUGUGCGAAGAAAGAGAAGAAUUCCCUAUCUAUUUUUUAAGAUAGUAGUUUCACAAUUUUAUAAGUUUAUGAUAAAUGUAUAUGAGAAUGCAUAAAUUGAUAUAAAUUUUGCAGAGACUACUGUUGAUCUUGCUAAAUUUUCGGUCAUUGUAUUGAGUCAUGGAUUAGCAUCUCAUUGUGAUGGUUAUUCAGUAGUGGCAAGAUAUUUGGCAUAAUAAGGUCAUAUAGUAUUUGUUCCAGAACAUAUAGAGAAUAUUCGCAAUAUUUACCAAACUAAUGAGGAAAAUAGAGAAUAUAGAAAAUUACAAUUAUAAGAUAGGUAAUAAAGAAUUGUAAAAUUAGAAUCAAUACAAUAAAACAAGUUUUAGAUAUAAUUUAUGAUGAUAAAUAAUUUUCAAAUCUAUUCUAACAUCCUGAGAAAAAGAUACAACCAGAUUUUGAUUAGAUUUCAAUUAUUGGUCAUUCAUUUGGAGGAUCAACUGCAUAUGCCAUAGCUCAAACUGAGUAGAGAAUAACAGGAGCUUGCAUUCUAUAUGAUCCUGUAUUCAUAUAAUUGUUUAUAGGUUUUUAGUGCUUAUACAUUUUUGAUUUUGAAGAAAAGAUUAAAUUACAUAUUCCAUUAAUGAGUAUUAAUGCUGAUGAUUUUUAUAGAAGAUUAUAUUCAUUUAUGGAGAAUGAUGAAAGAUUAGAAAAGGCAUUUUAAUUGAUUGAUGUAUAUAUUAAUUGUAUUAAAGGGUCCGAUUUCUGAUCAUUGUGCAAAUAUUUAUAUAAAAGAUUAAUAACAUGCAGAUUUUUCUGAUAUCCCUAUUAUUUGGAAUGGAGAAAGUGGUCUUUAUAGUAUAUCUAAAAAUGUUCAUGAAGUCCAUUUAAGAUUUGGAAUGAUUUUAUUACUGACUAAAAUCUUUUUAGAGGAAUCAAAAUAAUAUCAUAAAAUUAAACAUGAUAAGGUGAAUUAAGAUGGCAAUGAACAAUUAAAAUCUAAAAUUCUAAGUGAAAUAGAAAAGAAUUUUGAUGUUUAAAGUAAGAAAUUGUUAAGAUGGAAUGCUCUUCCAGAAAAAUGA